CAGACACGCUGCUGGCUGCGCGCUUUGCUCAGACGCGGCCUGGAUGAACGCGGGACGGCAGAGGGACGCGCGAGAGCUUGGCCGGGCCACGUAGCUCGGCAGAAGAAGACACCGGUGCGCAGGUAUCUUUCACGCCCGGCAGGCACAUCAGCAUUUGGAUUGGACCCCCCCUACAUUUUGCACAAAAAGGCUCGUUUGGCUUUUUCUAAAUGCACAUCCGCGAAUGUAGAGCGAGUAAGAGAAGUGCGCCUGCAACCCCUGAAUCUGUGCAACUCUGAUUGCAACAACGCAAGAGGAUCGAGAGGGAGAGGGAGAGGGAGGUCGCUCUCCGGAGGUAAUCCACUGUAAAUGGCUCGUCCAGCGAUACACAGAAGUCCUUCUCACCGCAGUUCCAUGUCUGGCACUCAGCUCGUCUUUACCUGAUCUGCAAUCUGAAGACACCUGCGCUCUGCAGGGCAGCACUUCUCAGACAAAGUGAAUCUGGCAGCUGCCUAAGUCUCACAUACUCACACCAGAGGAGUUUAUCUUCAAAUGUUGAGCAUCAAAGACACUUGAGCCCUGGAUUUUGCAGUCUAAUAUCUGAGCAUAUGGAAAAAAGCCUGCAGCAGAUUGUAUGUCUUUCCAACUGCUUCUCCUGCCGUGGACAGCAUGGAUGCCCUCUUUGAAUCAGGUUGAGUAUCUGUCACCUCAUCCCCUCCUUCCUGUCUCUUCCUUAGGAGGAGGGUGGGGGAUUGGUGUGGCGUCCCCUGCCCUUCCUUACAGAGUCGGCUAGUUUAUACCCAGGCCCCUCAGCAGUGAGUCUUUUCUGAUUGCCUUUCGUUUCAUGAAAUCCUGCAAAAGCCUCAAAGAAGAGGUUUCCAUCCCAAGCCUUGGCGGGAUGUCACAGGAGGACGGACGCAGGGUGCAGGUGUCGCAGUCUUAUUUUCACCCUUCAAACCCAGACCUGGACCUGACCAGCAAGCUUUAUAAGAGGGAGGUAGGGGGGAAGCCUUAUUCUGUGUUGGUGGACAAUAAGAUGGCAGCCAAGACAUCCGGAGAUCAGAACAUUGGUCAGCUGCCCUCUCAACAUGUGACUGCACAGCAGCAUCAGCAGUAUUUCAGAGAGGGAGGAGCGGGGCAGGACAUGGGGACGCAAGGGUCCCUGGUGGGAAAUGACGGCACCUCUGACGACACGGAAGAUGAUGAGGACGACGAGGAAGAGGAGGGAGAGGAUGAGAACAAGGAUGGGGAGGAAGAGGACUUCAAGCGUGAGCAGAUCAUUGUUGAGGUCAACCUAAACAACCAGACGCUUCAUGUGUCCAAGGGGGACAACAAAACUGGAACUGCUGCAGAUGACUCAGACAGAGAUGUCAGCGAUGAGGAGGAAGAUGAAGAAGACGAUGAGGAAGAGGAGGAGGAAAGCCCAGACGAGGAGGAGGAGGAGGAAGAAGACGAUGAGGAAGAUGAGAUUGACAGUCGAAAGUCAAGGCCAAAGAGGGUCUGUAGGGGUGCCAGCAGCACGGCAGCACCCAGCCAGCCGCGGAGGAAAAGCCUCCGAACUUCUCUGAGCACAGCCUCACCUGGGAUGACCACCAGGGGGCGGAGGAAGCGCAUGGAGCCUCCAAAGAGCAAGCGCAGGUCAGGAAGGUCUGCCCCGUCGUCCACCGGUGUCACGGCGUCAGGAGGGAGAGCAGAGGCGGAGGAGAAGGAGCUGCUGGCAUGUGAAAAGUGCCCCCGAGUGUUUAACACGCGCUGGUACCUGGAGAAGCACAUGAACGUCACACACAGGCGGAUGCAGAUCUGCGACAAGUGUGGGAAGAAGUUCGUCCUGGAGAGUGAGCUGGCCUUGCACCAGCAGACCGACUGUGAGAAGAACAUCCAGUGCGUCUCCUGCAACAAGUCUUUUAAGAAGCUGUGGUCUCUGCACGAGCACAUUAAGAUCGUGCACGGCUAUGCAGAGAAGAAGUUCUCGUGUGAGAUCUGUGAGAAGAAGUUCUACACUAUGGCUCACGUCCGUAAGCACAUGGUCGCUCACACAAAGGACAUGCCGUUCACCUGUGAGACGUGUGGGAAGUCAUUUAAACGCAGCAUGUCUCUUAAAGUUCACUCACUCCAGCAUUCUGGAGAGAAACCCUUCCGUUGUGAGAACUGUGACGAGCGCUUCCAAUACAAGUACCAGCUGCGCUCCCACAUGAGCAUUCACAUCGGGCACAAGCAGUUCAUGUGCCAGUGGUGUGGCAAAGACUUCAACAUGAAACAGUAUUUCGAUGAGCACAUGAAAACACACACAGGCGAGAAGCCUUUCAUCUGUGAGAUAUGUGGGAAGAGCUUCACCAGCCGGCCCAACAUGAAGCGCCACCGCCGGACACACACGGGGGAGAAGCCGUACCCCUGUGAAGUGUGUGGCCAGCGCUUCCGCUUCUCCAACAUGCUCAAAGCACACAAAGAGAAGUGUUUCCGGGUCACCAGCCCUGUCGUUCUGCAGACCAGCGGCCCUCCCGUGCCUGUCCGCAUUUUUGCCAACACCUUCUCCUCCUCUUCCUCAGCCUCUGGUCCUGGCCCCUCAGUGGCCAGCCCCGCCACCACCUCAGCAUCGCUGGGCCUCAGCCCUGCAGGAGCACCCAUACCCCCUCGAGGUCCUGUGGGACACACAUUCUCCCAUGUUCAGCUCCACUCAACCCCCUCUCACCACCUUCCCCAUCCCCAGACACCCCAGCAGCAUCUCCCAAACACACCCCAACACGCCCCUCCUCACUCCCACCACCACCUAGCUGUGCCCCCAGUCUCCCACCUGCCCCCACCCCCGGCACUUUUUAAGAGCGAGCCCUUAAACCACUGCGGGCACGAAGACAGCAGCUACUUGCACCACAUGGCCCCCCCUGAUAAAGGCCCCGGGGCCCCACAGCACCACUGAACUGUGCUCCGGCUCUGCAGGCCCACAUCAAACCUCGCCUUGAUUCUCCUCUUCUCCUCAUCCUGCCUCAGUCUCUCAGAUGGUUGGGUGCUCCUUCAAGCAGAUUUCAUUAAGUCAAGAUAAACAUGCACACCUGUGUGUGGGAGACAGACUGACACACCCUCAGUGCGCACAUUAUUUAAGUAACACCUACUCAAACACCCUGUUCAACUGACAAAGAUAUCACACCCUCUAGAUUCUUUUUGGUGUACAUUUUCUUAGCGUACCGACACCAGGCGACCUCUGAGUGAGCUCUGUAUUGUACAUUAACUGGUGUAAAGUUUCUCAUUUUCAUCGAAAGCUGCUGAUGGAAGUUGACGUGUAUUACCCGGGCUUCAGGGGGUCAUCAGAGAUCAGUGUCACUGAACUUUCCUCGUCAUGUCAAGUUGACUCGUGGUUGAACACUGGUCUGGACUCUUGCUUUGUGUGUGUGAGUCCCCAUAGCAAUACUCAACCUGUCCUCCCAGAUGUACUGCAGAGCCUGGGCAACCCACACAAAAUGUUUAAUGAAUGUUGGGACUGGUUCUGCCAGCCCCUUCCUCGGUCUUGAGCCCAGGACUGAAGCUAUGUGUCAAAAGGUUAACAGCAGCAGGAUACAGUGAGAGGGGAGGGGGGUAUUUUUGUAAAGGAAACUUGGACAAAGGUUUUGUAAAUGUAGGCUGAAUCUAGAUUGUCUGGAUUCUUCUCAUGGUUAUCAACGGUGCUUUCCAUUCCAGUACAAAAAAAAAUCUUUCUUAAAUUAGCUUUUCGGUUUGAUUUUCAGAUGUGUUAUUGUACAAAUAACAAUGUAUUAAGUCAUUCAGAACAUGUCUUGCCAGCCUGGCUUUUCUACAAUGGCUUGGAGAUUUGACCAGAUGUUUUAUGAUGAAGAGACUCAAGUUAUGCAGGACAUGCCAUAGACUCACACACACACACACACACACACACACACACACACACACACACACACACACACACACACACACACACACACACACACACACACACACACAAUCACACAAUCACACAAUCACACACAAUCACACUUGCUCAAGCACACACACGAAAGACAAAGACCACACGGGCACUGAUUUACUUGCCAUGAUCAGUGGUUCAACCUCAGCUCUCAGUACUGUUGGUCAACAGAUGCUUCUAGAUAACAGAUGACUGUCAAAUACUGCCACUGUGAGGGGUCAGACUCAUGGCCCCAUCAGGACUAACCCCGCCUCCUUGUCGCUGCUGUCCAAACGAUACGGGUUACCAUGUUAAAGGUCAUUAGACACACUCAGUACACACACCGGGACCUUUUUCAUCACAGAUCUUAAAAGGCAAAUAUGCAUAUUCCUCUCAGCCUGUAUUCCACAGUUUGGUUUCGGGGGGGUCGUUGUGGUGUAAGGUUGUUUUUUUUUGUUGAUAUCAUACUGACAUACUUUGAUCCACACAGGCAAACACGUGUCUAAACCUGUCGAAUGUUGCCUACGCAGACAUGAUGGCUGAUGAGUCAUUCACAUGUUUUUAUUUUUUCAUGUUCUGAUAUUUUGCUCAGUUUUAAGCUAAUGAAUGGUUCUGCAGUGUAGAUAUACUGUUGUUAGCACAUGAUAGGAAAUGUCAGGAUAAAAGGCAGUGAGACAACUUCUAAUACUUUGAAUUCUUGUAUAGAUAAGCAAAUAUGUGAUCAAAUCAGCGCGAGAAAUUACAUUAUUAAUGUAAGAGCCGAUGGUGUGAAUGUUUUUCGUUUUAAAGAAGCAGAAACUGUUGAAAUGAAUUUGGUUUGCCUGGUUGUCGGCCCAUCACUCAUUCUGAUGGCUAUCAGAUGUGUGUAUAGGAGUAGCAUUGAGCUCUGUGAGUGUGUGUGUGAGAGCGAGAGGAAGAGUGUGUGUGCAUGCAUCAGUCUCUACCAGUCUAUCUGUCUGGUUGUCCCCAGUGCUCUUGUACCAAAAGCUGCUUUUACACAGUGUGCCCCAUAUUCUAUAGGCGUGUUUGUGGUUAUCCGAGAUGGACAAUAGCAGUACAUUAAACACAAUCCUUCUCUUACCGCUCAAACAGAAUCCAGUCUGAAGUGGUUCAGCUCAGUAGUUUAGGGUGCCACCUUCUUUAUUCAAGACCUGCAAUUAUCCUGCCAUUUCUGCGGGUCUUCACACCGCUGCAUUAUCUGCUUCACCCUGUCCCCUCGGGUUCACUGCUGUGCUUCAGCAUCUUGCAGUACAGAUCUUUUGUCUUGUUUUUUUUUUUUUUUUUUUUUGAAAGCCUUUUUCAUUUGUGUGUUUUCUCUGCACUUUACUGCUGCGUAGGAGAGGCGCAGGGAAAGGAGGGACUGACAAUGCAUUGUGGAACAGAGUGCAGUCACGGCUGCAUGGGGGAAAGGUGGAGGUGGAGGCGAUUACUUUGAGUGGAUGUUUUUAGGCAAGGAAAGGAGGAGAAUCCCCGGAGGGGGGCGGGUAGUGUGGAGGGGACCAGAGCAGAUGUAAGACAUUUCAGUUUGACACAUUUGCUCUAAUAUGGACCUCCCCGAAAACGUGACGGUAACCUUGGUUUGCUUUGGUGACUUCACACUGACCCACUACAGCCGUCUGAAAUACAUUCUUCUGUUAUCUUCAUUCAUAAAGUUCCCUCGUUCAUGUCCUGUUUGGUCUCUCAGUUCGCCGAACGAUUCUCCUCCUCCUUUCUUUGUUAUAUAGAAUGCACUUUCUACUAAAAUUCUUGGCUAGUUAAGAAAAAUAACAUUGUAUGUUCUUUAAAGAUGUUUUAAAAUCAAUAUACUUUUUCCCCUUUGUAUUUUUAACCACUUAAUGUAGCAUUGCUUAUUUUAUUAUUGUAUCUGGUACAAAAAUGUGCAGCUUUAUAAUGUCCUGGUUUGUCCUGUUUUUGUAUGUUAUCUGGAGAUUGGGGAGAAGUGAAAAAGUUGGGCCUUUUUUAAUAAUGUACAUUUAACUGACUGCUAACUUUGAAAGUAAAAACAAGUAGCCAUGAUUAUCA
Molecule: messenger RNA, 5887 nt
Organism: Notolabrus celidotus (New Zealand spotty)
Lineage: Eukaryota; Metazoa; Chordata; Actinopteri; Labriformes; Labridae
Gene: znf652
Product: zinc finger protein 652
Exons: 6
Coding region: 824-2893 (689 amino acids)
Biological process (GO): regulation of transcription by RNA polymerase II
Cellular component (GO): nucleus
Molecular function (GO): DNA-binding transcription activator activity, RNA polymerase II-specific; RNA polymerase II cis-regulatory region sequence-specific DNA binding
Source: RefSeq, a predicted model, not a curated record